AUGGCAGCAGCAACAGCAGCAGCAGCAGCAGCAGCAGAAGCGGGAGCAGGAGGAGAAGCAGCAGCAGCAGAAGCAGCAGCGGGAGCAGCAGCAGCAGCAGCGGAUGCAGGAGAGGAUGAGCAAUGUAUUAUUGUUAUGGUGCUGCAGCAGCAGCAGCAGCAGCAGCAACACAUGCAGCAGCAAAGGAAGCAGCAGAAGCAGCAGCAACACAAGCAGCAGCACAAGCAGCAGCAGCAGCACCACCGCCACCAGCAGCAGCAGCAGCAGCAGCAGCAGCACAAACAGAAGCAGUAUCUCCAUCAGCAGCACCAACAGCAGCAGCAGCACCACCAGCAGCACCAGCAGCAGCAGCAGCAACAGCAGCAGCAGCAGCAGCAGCAGCAUAAUAUCUAA
Messenger RNA from Eimeria mitis, 393 nucleotides. RefSeq lists its product as uncharacterized. NCBI's taxonomy places the organism in Eukaryota, Apicomplexa, Conoidasida, Eucoccidiorida, Eimeriidae. The record is from RefSeq and is a predicted model, not a curated record. Bases 1 to 393 code for a protein of 130 amino acids. The transcript is spliced from 2 exons.